Molecule: messenger RNA, 6045 nt
Organism: Dreissena polymorpha
Lineage: Eukaryota; Metazoa; Mollusca; Bivalvia; Myida; Dreissenidae
Product: ovostatin-like
Exons: 40
Coding region: 724-5175 (1483 amino acids)
Cellular component (GO): extracellular region
Molecular function (GO): endopeptidase inhibitor activity
Source: RefSeq, a predicted model, not a curated record
GCUUGUCGAACGGAUUAAUGUUAUUACUUGUAUAUUUGAUUAAGAAGACCAUAACACAGGAUUUUGAUAAUGUAAUCUCGACAUGUCUAAGCAGCGUGAUUGUAUAUAACAAUUAUCUUGAAUUAUACGCUCAUAAUUAUGUGCUACGCAUAAAACGUAUGAUAUGAAAUAUGCAAUAGAACGUAGGCAACUUUAAAACGGAAAUAGUGCAUAAAAAUGUGUCCGCUUCGAACAAUUACUAAGUUGGAUUUAAGUGCUUGAUAUGAAAAAUAUUUUAUUAUGAUAAUCUUGCAGAGAAAAUAAACGCAUAUGUUGCAGAGUAAAAGCUCAUUCCGAUAUUGAAUAAACUUGAGUAUUGUGAACUUCAAGCUGAUGAAUGUCUAGCGCGUUACCGUGCUUUAUGAAUUGUUUACCAUGAAAUGCACGUGCCAAUAUCCAUAAACUGCGUAUGGAUAAUUCCUUUGAAAGAACAUUAUCAAUAAAAAAGCGAUUUGAACAAACAUAUCAUCGAAAGAUGUCCCGUUAAUGAAUAAAAAAGUAUCGGCUUUGAAGUUGUAAACAAAUCCGACAAAUGUGGAAUAGAUUACCUGAUAUUAACAUAUUUUACGAUUAUAAGAAUAAGGAUACGAAUAUAAACGCAUAUGUGGUUCAGAACUAUAUUGGAUCAACAAGGAGCAGAUAUAUUUACUAGAAGCCUAUAGGACUCUAUAUGAUACAUCAGAAAUGGCGGCAAUAUCGACACGUCUGUAUCUCAUACUUGGCUGUUUGCUGGCAUCCGGAUUCGCUCAAAUGCAAUGGUACAUGCCGGUGAUCUACCCACAGCGUAUGACCCCCGGGCUGGAUUUCAAGGUCACUUGUGACUUGACGGCGGCUUUCCUGGACGCUCAGCCCCCAUUGUCCGGGGUUUACACAGUUCGCCUGGGUCUACAAGACCACCCGGACAACACUUUUGCUAUGAUCGAUCAGAUCAGAUACUUGCAAAGUGGAGCAUCCACCGGAGUGUUCAGUGUCCAAACUCAAAGCAACAUGACCGCUGGCGGAUAUAGGUUCCACCUAGACGUAUCUCGAAAUGGGGUUGCCAUGGGAACGUCAUACAUUUACACAACGGUAGAGGGAGAGCACGAGAACACCGUGCAUAUCCUGGUGCAGACGGACAAGGGGAUUUAUAAAGCUGGACAAAAUGUUCUGUUCCGUGUGAUGGGUAUAGACGAUAACAGGGUGGUUAUACCAUCUCUGCAAUACACCAUCGAGAUAUUUGAUGGCGACAACAACCGCAUCCGGAGAUGGGUGAAUGUGUCAGACAGUACAGGGGUAUACACCGGACAAAUGGAGAUGUCGGAACAUCCGGUACUUGGGCAGUGGAGGAUCCAAGCGACUGCAGAGAAGUACACGAAGUCUGUUAUCUUUGACGUGGAGGAAUUUGAACUUCCAAAGUUUUAUGUUGAACUGGACUUCCCGAAGGUGGUUUCUACAGCACUCAACACGCACUUAAAGGGAACCGUAAUAUCUUUGUACACAUUCGGCCAAGGCGUUACAGGGACAGUUAGUCUGACACUGAAGCAGAACAUCUAUAAGCUGGAACGAACAUUAAGGAUGGUGGACGGUCGAGUAGAUGUCCAGAUACCAAUGAAAGACAUAUCGGCCAUGUUUCCUGCGGGCCACUAUCUACAGAAAAUUUUCAGUGGUAUCGACCUACACUCCAGCGUCAAAAUUGACGUCGCAGCCAUAUUUACGGAGGAUUUGACCGGUCUCACACAGGACGCUUCUGGUGACGUUGCAUUCAUGGCUUAUGACGUCAACUUGCGGGUCACCGGAGAUGACUCUAAGAUCAAGAUCGAAAUUCUCAACUGGUCAUACGGACCGUUGACGGUCAACGCUAGUGGCAUAUAUAGCGUAUUUGUGGAGAUUCGGUACUCGACCUACACGUCAGGGAUUAAUAUCCUGGUACCUCUACAGGAAAUACCCAUUGGUCCAAACAAUGUGGCUACGCUCGUUAUCGGCGGCCAUCUUGUAUCGGAAUAUAUGAGGAAUAUUUGGGGAGAGGUUACAUUAAAAGCCCGUUCGGCUUCGAAUACUAUCCGCAGUACGACAGCCUGGUUGAGUCGUAGUACUUACAUGGUGCCGACUGAAUCGGCGAUCCGGGUGAACCAAACCGGUGGACCAACGUAUCUGGCGCCUGGUGACGUUGCAAGAUACAGCAUCGGGUUAAACGAAACUUCGAGUCCGCAGCGCAUGGUGUCAUAUCGGGUUUUGGUUGAUAAAAAAGUCAUCGACGGUGACGACUGGUUUCCGCUGAAUGGAACAAGUGUAAGGGAGGUAACUGUAGUAAUCACCGACGACAUGGAGUUCUCCGUGGUUGUCGUCGCUUGGCUGUUAAUACCAGGAAUGCAUAACAGUAACAAUGUGGUUGCAAACGCCGUGCAGAGUCCAAUUAGGGGGAAAAAUAAACCAACUGCACCAAUUAUCAAAUUUGAUGCCGAAGAGACGCGUCCGGGGAGUGACGUCACCGUCCACCUGUCAGGGGGAGAUCACUCAAGGUUCUACAUUCUGGCGGUGGACAAAAGCAUCCUUAUACUGGACGAAGGCAACGAUAUAUCAGGGAAACUGUUACCAAGCGAAUGGAUGGACCCGACCCGUCUGGAUUUUUCUUCUUGGAGUUUGAUACUUCACUCUGCUGGGUUGCAAUAUAUAAACAUGGCAUUGCAAGAACCGGUAACAACCACAACACCCGAAUUUCCAUUCACUGGACGAACAUUACACACACGAACAUCUACAUUCGCCAUGAUGACGAAUAUCCCUAGCACCACCACGCGGCCCUCCUUUGACUCUUCUGCACUCCCAUUCUCUACCUCCGCUCGUCCGAUUGAAACCGGGAAGCAGGUGACCAUCCGAAAGAAGUUUCCGGACACGUGGUUGUUUCUGAACGUUUCCGCAGGCGCCUCUGGAAAGACGCAAUUUUCCCAGAAAGUUCCAGACACGAUGACGUCAUGGGUGGCCACGUGCUUUGCAAUUGACGGACAGUUCAGACUGGCAGUGUCCACUUCGCCUGCAGAGCUCCGCGUGUUUCAACCUUUCUUUGUGAGCCUCCAACUUCCGGUCUCGGUCGUUCGCAACGAGCAGCUCGUUGUGCAGGCAAAUGUCUUCAAUUACCACACCGAGGAUCUCUACGUCCUUGUGAACUUACGAAAGAGCGAUUCAUUUCGAGGACUUGCCGUCUCCAAGCGUGGGAAGUCAGUACGGUUCGUCGAGCGAUGCGGUAAUCUAGUGGACUGCAUACUGGCUAAAGCAGGGCGAGCCACCCCCGUAUUUUUUCCUAUCGUCCCGACUGAGAUAGGAGAAAUCAAGCUGACAUUGGAGGCGGAUUCGAAACUGUUCAAAGACACAGUCAUCAAGCAGUUGAUAGUCAAGGCAGAAGGGGCUCCGCGUAGCGUUGCUUAUCCUGUCCUCAUCGAUUUAGCUGAGACCGCCGUAUUUGAAAAGACCCUGCAGGUGUCAUAUCCACCGAAUGUCGUUGACGGUUCUCAACGAACACGCAUCACCCUUAACGGCGACAUCAUGGGCCCCACGUUAGAUAACUUGCAGAAACUGGUUGUUCAGCCAUACGGUUGUGGCGAGCAAAAUAUGGUCACAACCUCUCCAUCGGUGUUUGUCCUAAUGUACCUUACAUCUGUAGGAAGACUAGAUGAUGUCGUUAAACGCAAAGCGGAAAGUUUUAUAUCAAUUGGAAUCCAACGUCAGUUGAAUUACAGGCAUUUUGAUUGGUCGUUUAGUGCCUGGGGCGGAGCAGGAACCGGAAGCACGUGGUUGACGUCAUUCGUCUUGAAGGUGUUCUCGGUAGCAACGUUUUACGUGGACGUUGACGACCUUAUUGUUAUCAAUCCGACCAAGUACCUGCUAAGUACCCAGAACAGUGACGGUAGUUUUUUAGAAAAAGGCAAUGUCAUACACCGUGAAAUGCAGGGCGGUUCCAGUGGCACGGUUGAGCGAAUUACAGCGUUCGUGUUAAUUGCUCUAUUGGAAGCUAAACGUGCGUCACAGUCCACAUUCACAUUUGACACAGCAAUACAGACGAAGUUGAACAUUGGCAUUGAUACAUCUGUCCGAUAUCUAGAGAACCAGUUGAAUAACCAGACAUCAUUGUAUACUAUCGCAAUAACAGCGUACGCGUUGGGAUUAGCGAAGUCCGAUUUUACCGAAGAAGCAUUACAAAUGCUGAAAUCUCGUGCCAAAACAAAAGGAGGGAUGAUAUAUUGGGAAGAAGCUGCACCACAACUGUCGCUGUACCAUUACGGCCCAUCAACUCAGGCCGUUUCCAUAGAGAUCACGGCGUAUGCACUUCUUGCUUAUUCCUCUGUCGGCGACAAGCGAACAGGCGCAAUGAUACAAAAAUGGAUAGUUACACAACGAAAUCCUUACGGAGGAUUUAUAUCUACUCAGGAUACUGUUAUUGCAUUGGAAUCGCUGGCAAAGUACGGCAUGCUGAGCAAAAGACCCUCAACUGACAUAAGUAUCUGGCUGAACUUCAAAGACUCUGAGAUUCUACAGAAAAAACUUCGAAUCAUACCAAGCAAUGCCAUGGUCGUUCAGACACUCGACAUCGCAACAGACACAAACGAAAUACUUAUUCGUGCUACCGGGGUGAAGGACUCGGCAGCAAUUAUAACAGUUUCUUUGUUUUACAAUGUAUUCAUGGAUCUGGAAAACAAAGACAUAAUAUUGACGGUCAAUGUUUCUUCAGAAUCUCUUAAAGGUUUCAUUGUGCGAUCGUGUGUAAGUUGGACAAGGCAUGAGCACAGCGGGAUGAUUGUUGUCGAGGUUGGUAUACCGUCUGGCUUUGUGGUAUUGAUGUCGAAAAUAUCCCAGAAUAGAUUCUUGAAACGAACAGAAAUCGAAGACCAGAAAGUGGUCCUGUAUUAUGACGAGGUUACUUAUAUUGAUACCUGUACGGACAUUCACAUGACCAGAGAGAGCAUGGUGGCCAACAUGAAGCCUGUACAAGCCAAAGCAUAUGAAUACUACGAGCCAAGCAAUGAGAUGACAGUGUUUUACCUACCAUUAAGUGCAAAAAAUGCGAGCGUAUGUGACCUGUGUGGUGCAGAGUGUGGAUGUGAAACAGAGAAAGGAAAACAUGACAUUCCGAUGCGAUGGUGCAAAAAGCAGAUAAGUCGAAGAUAAAGCGGAUGGAUAAAUAUUGAUUGUUGUUGACAUGGAAAUUAAAGCAUUUCUUUAAUUAUUGAUUGAAUAACGGAUCUUAAAAAAUGUAGGUGAUUACUCUGGAGAGAUUUUAGCGAACCUUUUACAUAUGUUGUCACUAUAUGUGUUCUUGGGUUAAUUGUUUGUCGUCCUAAAGACAUAAAAUUGCUGUUACGUAUAUAAAUACACUAAUGAUUGUUUACUUUUAUUUAGUUGCACCCGAACCCUUUUAUAAUGAGUAAUAAUCGUGUCUGCAAUUAAGUAUUGUCAAAAAUAGGUUUUAUUAGAAUUUGUUUGCAACAAACAAUUUUAUAAUUAUAAAAAAAUCCUUUCUGUAAUUUAGUAUUGUUAAGAAUAAGUUUUAUUUUCGAAUUAAAAUUUCCCUAAAAAGUGUUCAUAGAAAAUUUAAUACGAUACGUUUUAUGUUAUUGUUCCCUCCAUUAAUAUAUUUUUCAACAUUUGGCUACAUUGUUUGGGACUCUAAACGUCAAAGCAUCAAAACCAUAACGUCAUUUCACAGUGUAUUGUACUGAUAACAGAGCGUUUCUUUAACGUUUCUGUAUCAAAUGGGUUCUAUCAGAAUUUCAUGAUGGAGUAACGAUUAACUCCAGAAGCAUAUUUCUAAUCGCAUGUAAUAAGUGUUUGUACCUGCAUAAAAAUAACGAUAUAUAAUUGUAUAUCACAAGAAACGAUCCAAUCAUGUAUUGAAUAAAAAUUUUAACAGACUAUGAAUUAAACGGUUGCUGUGUCCCCUUAAAUACGUUAUUAAUAAUAUUUAUGUUUUAUCUUGUGAUAUAUAAUUUACCUGUUUAUUUUAAAUGAGCUCAGUGGUAAUAAAAAAUCCCAAUACUA